Scleropages formosus (Asian bonytongue) is the source of this 2912-nucleotide messenger RNA. RefSeq names its product alpha-1,3-mannosyl-glycoprotein 4-beta-N-acetylglucosaminyltransferase C-like. The record is from RefSeq and is a predicted model, not a curated record. NCBI's taxonomy places the organism in Eukaryota, Metazoa, Chordata, Actinopteri, Osteoglossiformes, Osteoglossidae. Gene Ontology annotation, molecular function: acetylglucosaminyltransferase activity. The transcript has 4 exons. Gene Ontology annotation, biological process: protein N-linked glycosylation. Bases 1378 to 2817 code for a protein of 479 amino acids.
AUUACAUUGUUUUUUAUUUCAGAAAGUAAGGGGUCGUUUUACUUAUUCUUACAUCUUUAGAAAGAAUCCACGCAGAACAGCUCGCGCUUUUCCCUUUUUGCGCGGUCACCAUCACAAAGAACUGCUCGGUCUCUCAUUGGCUGCUUCUUCAGCACCUGCUAACCCUCCUCGUUUUGGAACGCCUCGCGCCACCGCCUUCGGACAGAGCGCGGGAGCAGGAGCCACCUGUUGGGACCAGCACGCGGUGACGGGCGCUUCGCUUUCGGCUCGUGUCCGUGUCGGAGCUGCGGCGGAGCAGGUCGAGAAGUUGAAGAGACGAGAGGCGGCAGUAGCACAUAGCGUGAUAAUGACAUACUGCAGCACGUCAGUUUGUGGAAGGACUCUCGCGUCAAACUGUUCUUACAUGCUUUGAGCACAAUAAAAUGUGAACACUGGGCAUCCAGCAGCAAUGCGAUGUCACUGGGGCACAGCUCUGAAAAGCGGUGUUCUUUUCUUCGUGCUUGUCUUCCUCUACAUGUACUUGAACCUCUUCAGCGCCAAGACUUCGGUGAGUACACUACGCCGCCCACUUUGUUUUCUCCCUUUCUCACUCUUGGGUGCACUUUCCAUUCCGUGCUAGCACCUUUCUCUAUUUCAGUGACAACAAGUCUCACUGCUAUUUUGAACUUUAACCAAGGUUUUUUACAGGGAUUUGUGUUCAUACAAGGCAGAUAAACUGGACAAUAAUAAACUACGAUUAUUUCUAAUUGACCGUUGUCAUGACUCUUAUAAUCGUGGACGUAAAAACACCGAAGGGUUUGCUGGCUCUUCUUCCCGAGGAGGCUCUAACUGCCAAAACGUUUUCCCCUCUUCUCAGUAUUAUACACAUUUGACAUAAUUGUACAAAUUCUGACCUUAUUACAUGCAGCUAAAAUUAGACCUCUGCAUAUGUGCAACUAAAGAGGACACUUAAUUCCCCAAAUAACUAGAGUCUUGCCAGGUUUGACGUGAUGUUUUUCAAGAUUCAUGAUGCACACAGAAUUCCACUCGUAAUGGGGCUAAAUUAGCUUUUGUGUCCUUAUGUUCAACCUGUAGCCUCACAGUUGUCUCACCAUCAGUGUAGAGCUUGGUCUGUUCAGGUACACCCAUCCCUCAUACCAUGGGAUAAUGAACUUGCACCUGUUCAGAUGGCCUGUUUCGCUCACCAGGGUUUAGCUCACUGUUUCAUUAGAACUGCUACAAGCAGCAAAAGUGUACCAGCACAGUGGCAGUGUACAGCCAUCAUGCUGUAAUCGUAAAUCCAUGUCUGCAUCUAAAGCUUUUCAUCUGUUCAUGUGUGAUGCUCUUUUGUUCCUCCUUAGUUGUACGUUGUUUUCCAGAAGGGCAUGUGCCUAUUGAAUGAAUAAAAGUAAAUGUAAAUGUAAACUGCUUGUUAGGAUUCUCCUCCAGUGCAUAACUGACAACCCUAAGUCAAUCACACUGUCUCUUCCCUCAACUUGUCUUGUUUUCCACGGUCUCUUUACCCAUGUUCACUCGCUCCAGGAGACGUCUGAGGAGAAGUUGUGGGCAAGGGAAAUUGUGUCACAGCAAUUAAGGUCUGACAGGAACUUGCAAGUGUUUCACCACCUUAAAAAUGACUUUGGGAAACUCAAUAUGUCCUACACAUUCCUCGCGGGUUACCCCAAAACUACCCUCAAGUACCUUACCGUGGGUCUGUCCUCUGUUAAGAGGAAGAACGGAUUCUAUCUUCUGGACACGCUUCAGUCCAUCUUCUCCCAGUCUUCAGAGGAGGAGCUUCAGGACAUGGUGGUGGUGGUGCUCCUGGCAGACUUUGAUAUGACCUGGAACCAGCAGGUGCUGAGCUCAAUCUCCGAGAGAUUCUCAAGCCCUAUCCUCAAAGGCCAGCUCCUUGUCAUCCACUUACCUCAGGAAUACUACCCACCUUUGGAGGGCCUCAAAAGAAACUUCAAUGAUGCCCCGGACCGCGUCACCUUCCGCUCCAAACAGAACGUGGACUAUGCCUUCUUGCUCAGCUUCAGCGCUAACCUGUCACAGUACUACCUCAUGCUGGAGGAUGAUGUGCUCUGCUCUAGGAACUUCCUCACCACCAUAAGGAUGUUUAUCCAGUCUCGUGGAGGCUCAGCGUGGGUGACCCUGGAGUUUUCCAAACUGGGCUACAUAGGCAAGCUGUACCAUUCCAGCGAUCUACCCCGUCUGGCCUCCUUCCUCCUCCUCUUCUACCAGGAGAUGCCUUGUGACUGGCUCCUUGGCUACUUCACUAAACUGCUGGCCCAAAACAUGCCCAUCCACUUCAAGCCUUCUCUGUUCCAACACGUGGGCCUGUACUCAUCCUUCCGUGGCACCUACAACCAUCUGAAGGACGAGGACUUUGAGGCAAACCCCCUCAACGUUGCGGACAACCCACCUGCUGAUGUUGUGACUGACAUCAUUCCCUUCAAAGAGUAUACACCCGAGCAAGCCUACAGCUCCAGGACUACUUUCUUCUGGGGCAAGAGCCCCUUAGCAGGCAGCCACUUCACUGUCAUCUUCCACACACCAGCCAUUGUGACACGCAUCUCAGUCCAAACAGGCUUGCAGGACCGGAAGGACAUUCUGACUUCUGCAGAGGUCGAGGUGGGACGCAGCCCAGUGCACACAGAACGAGGGCCCACGUGUUCGCAGUAUGCUAAACUGGGCCCCUUGGUUGAUGGCCAGUUCGACAGGAAGGACAUCGAGGGGGACGCCGCAGUGUCUUGCCUAAGAAUCUUAGUCACAAAGAGCCAGGAGCAAUGGGUUAUAAUUCGGAGUGUAAACGUUUGGACCAAAGAGGAAAAGUGAAGGAGGACAUGCAGAAAGUUCUCUCCGUUUGAAGAUUUAAAUUUAUUCAUUUAGCAGAUGCUUUUCUCCAAAGUGAGUUGAAUGCAAUGAGCUCU